AUGAAUGCUGAAAUUACUAAGCUUAUUGGAACAGAUGAUUUGACUAUUAUUGAAUUUUUGAAAGAUAUCAGAGAAAAGACGAGAAAUUUAGCUGAUUUCAAGGGCCAAGUAUUGAGUCUCGAGGUUGGCUUUGACGAGGACACUAUAAACAGAUUAUAUGAUCUUUUAUCAGGCGAUCAUGAUAGUCCAUUCAAUAUACUAGAUUUUUUAAAGAAUGUUUUGCAGAUUACCAAUAGUGAGGAUGUCAAAAUUAUAAGUGAUUUUAUUAUUGACCUCUUGAGCACCACAACAUCUUGGAAUGAUUUCAGGGACAAGAUGGUUGGGAUAGAUAGUGGAAUCCCCGAAGCAGCUUUAUUAGAGCUUUAUUCCCAAAUGAAAGGUGAUAUAAAAACGGAGGAGACAGUGGCUGAGGUAAUAGUAAAAAUGGAAGAGAAUGAGGCCCAUGGUCUAUCACUGCCGAAUGAAAAUAUUGAAUGGAGUAAGCUGGAUGACCCGAGUGAUGUUCUACCGAAGCUUCCAAUGAGGCAGCUGGAUCACUCUCCUCAAAUGAAUAAAGUGUAUAAAGGAAGAAUAAAAAGAGUGAUGACAUUUGGUUGUUUCGUAGAAAUCUUUGGAACAGAACUGAAAAAAUGCGAUGGUUUAAUGCAUAUUUCGGAGAUGUCAAAAAGAAGAAUAAGUGAUCCAUACGAUAUUGUUGUUGAGGAUCAGGAUGUUUAUGUGAAAGUUAUAAAACUACACCCUAACGGCAAAAUUUCACUAAGUAUGAAAAAUGUCGAUCAAAUAACGGGUAAAGAUAAUAACCUUGAAAUAAUGUCUGAAAUAAAUGGUAGGCAAGGUCGACAGAAACAGGCUAAUUCAAAACUCAUAAGGAAUAGAAGAUUAACGUCACCAGAAAGAUGGGAAAUCAGACAGUUAAUAUCAAGCGGAGCUGCUUCCAUUGAGGACUAUCCAGAGUUAACAGAAGAAACAGAACAAAAGAAAGAUAAUGUGGAUAAUAAUGAGACGGAGAAUUUAGAUGUAGAGCUAAAUAAGGAUGAUGCACCAAGGUUUUUGGGAGGCGAAAUGAACGAACUCUCUGACCAAUAUGAGGCUCAAAAGGUUUCUAAAGUUCCAAAAGGCUCCAUGAAUAGAUCUGCUAUGUAUGGCUCGAACUUACUAAGGGAGCACAGAGAAAAUAAAAUGAAAAAGAGGAAAGAUAUAGAGAAUGAGAUCAGGAAAAAGAGAAAUCUUGAAGAUCCCACAGUCAAUAAGGAUAAGAGCAGAGAAGAAAUUGAAUUCUUAAAAACUCAGCUAGUGGUUACUGCGUGGGAGAGAAAAAGGAUGAAGGAAAAAGUAUCAUUUGGCAAAAGGACCAAUUUACCCAUGAUGGAGCAGAGGAGAUCCCUGCCAAUUUAUCAAAUGAGAUCUGAAUUAGUCAAAGCUGUGAAAGAAAACCAAUUUCUUGUUAUUGUUGGUGAAACGGGCUCUGGUAAGACGACUCAAAUAACACAAUAUUUAGACGAAGAAGGAUUAAGCGGCAAGGGUAUUAUUGGUUGUACACAACCGCGAAGGGUUGCCGCCGUAUCUGUUGCAAAAAGAGUCGCUGAUGAGAUGGGUGUCAAAGUUGGUAGCGACGUAGGUUAUACUAUUCGUUUUGAGGAUCAAACUUCACCAAAAACAAGAAUAAAGUAUAUGACAGAUGGUAUGUUACAGAGGGAGGCAUUAUUGGAUCCUAUGAUGUCGAAAUACUCUGUAAUUAUGUUGGAUGAGGCACACGAACGUACAAUUGCUACGGAUGUUCUUUUCGCUCUCUUAAAAGAAGCAGGAAAGAAGAGACCUGAUCUGAAAGUCAUUAUAACCUCCGCUACACUCGAUUCUGCAAAAUUUUCUAAGUAUUUUUUAGACUGCCCUAUCAUUAAUAUACCAGGUAAGACAUUUCCCGUUGAAGUGAUGUACUCAACAACUCCAACUAUGGAUUAUAUUGAAGCAGCAUUAGAUUGCGUUAUGAAUAUUCAUAUUAAUAAUGAUCCUGGUGAUAUACUGGUGUUUUUAACAGGUCAAGAAGAGAUCGAUUCAUGUUGCGAGAUCUUGUUUGAAAGGGUUAAAACAUUGGGCGAUACAAUUGGCAACCUACUGAUAUUACCUAUCUAUUCCGCAUUACCAAGUGAGAUUCAAUCAAAAAUUUUUGAGCCCACCCCAAAGGAUACUCGGAAAGUAGUGUUAGCUACAAAUAUUGCCGAAACAUCCGUUACAAUUGAUGGAAUAUACUAUGUUGUAGAUCCUGGAUUUUCCAAGGUGAAUAGUUACAAUUCGAGAGCAGGAAUGGAGCAAUUAGUCGUUACAUCAAUAUCUCAAGCACAAGCAAACCAGAGAAAAGGUAGAGCAGGUAGAACUGGCCCCGGAAAGUGCUAUAGGCUUUACACUGAAUCUGCAUUCUAUAACGAAAUGUCACGAAAUAGUGUACCUGAGAUCCAGAGGCAGAAUUUAUCCCACACGAUUUUAAUGUUAAAAGCUAUGGGCAUAAAUGACUUGAUAAAUUUUGAAUUUAUGGAUCCACCUCCGAAGUCCCUGAUGGUAUCUGCAUUAAAUGAUCUCUACAAUUUGGAGGCCUUAGAUAAUGAUGGAUAUUUAACGAAGCUAGGCCAAAGAAUGUCUCAAUUUCCUAUGGAUCCCACAUUGGCGAAAACAUUAGUAGCAUCGGUUUCGAACGAAUGUUCAGAGGAGAUUACGAUAAUAGUAUCAAUGUUGUCAGUUCAAAACGUGUUUUACAGACCAAAAGGCAAGCAACAGGAAGCAGAUUUGAAGAAGGUAAAUUUUCAUCAUCCGUAUGGCGACCAUUUAACGCUCCUAAAUGUAUUCAAGGCUUGGGAACGAAACAAUUACUCUGAAAGGUUCUGUGAAUUGAAUUUUUUACACUAUAGACAUUUAAAAAAGGCAAAUGAUGUAAGAAAACAAAUAAGUCAAUUAUUGCAGAAAUUCGGGUUACCUGUUACAAGCUGCCACGGAGACCCUGAUGUAAUAAGAAAAACAUUAGUAAGUGGUUUCUUCAUGAAUGCAUCGAAAAGAGACUCACAAGUUGGCUAUAGGACCAUAAGAGGAAAUAAUGUUGUUGGUAUUCAUCCUUCAAGCUCAUUGCACGGUAAAGAAUUCGAAUAUGUGAUAUAUCACAGUUUGGUACUUACUGCGAAGGAAUAUAUGUCACAAGUGACUUCUAUUGAACCGGGCUGGUUAAUAGAGAUGGCACCACAUUUCUAUAAGGAGAUUGGUUCAGAUAGUCAAUCACGCAAGAGACUCAAGAUUCAACCUCUUUACAAUAAAUUUUCGAAAGAUCAAAAUUCAUGGAGGUUGAGUUCAAUAAGACAAACAAGAGAAAAAGCGCUUGGUGUCAAAAGAUAA
Kazachstania africana CBS 2517 is the source of this 3375-nucleotide messenger RNA. It is a transcript of the gene PRP22, whose product is annotated as DEAH-box ATP-dependent RNA helicase PRP22. The transcript has a single exon. The record is from RefSeq and is a predicted model, not a curated record. Gene Ontology annotation, biological process: spliceosomal complex disassembly. Lineage: Eukaryota; Fungi; Ascomycota; Saccharomycetes; Saccharomycetales; Saccharomycetaceae. Gene Ontology annotation, molecular function: RNA binding; ATP hydrolysis activity. Gene Ontology annotation, cellular component: intracellular anatomical structure; catalytic step 2 spliceosome. Bases 1 to 3375 code for a protein of 1124 amino acids.